AUGCAGAAUUUGACUACAAAGGAAAUUCUAGAUGGUCUGGAUAAUAGAGUAGUAGCAUUUACCUUCACAGUUGGUGACACAUUACUUCCAUACGAACCAUCCAAAAUUCUUGCAAAAGGACUAUACGAUAAUUCAGUUGACCUUUUACUGGGCGUUGAAAACAAUGAAGCUUCGAUGUUCAUGAAUGCUAUCGAUCCCAUAGCUUUCGAUUACUUUUCUCCUAAGCCAAUAUCUUUUCGUGAAGCUACAAACUUCUUGGAACGUAUUUUUGAUUCUAAAUCAAUUGACUAUUUCCGUGAACUCUACUUUGGCACAGAAACUAACAACUCAGAUUAUUUGCGAGCUCAACUCGAAAGAGCUUACAGUGACCUUUUAUUUGUUUGUCCGACUUAUAUCUUUGGGCAUCAAUAUGCUUCUAAUUUAGGUACAAAGGGUGGUAAAGUUUAUGCUUAUUUCCACACACAGAGACCAAAAGCUUAUCUUUCUUUUUUUAACGAAUGGAUGGGAACAUUUCAUUCAUCUGAUAUUCCAUAUGUUUUCGGUUUACCUCUGAUAAAGUCUGGUUAUUCACAGAAAGAUAUUUCAUUGAGUCGUGAAAUGAUGAAAAUCUGGACUCAUUUCGCUGAAAAUGGUGAGCCUCCAAUGGCUGGUGAAACUAAAUGGAAACCAUUCCAAGAAAAGAUGUCAGCAAUGGUACUAAACAUAGAUGAUUGGGGAAAAACUGAAACGGAAAGAGUUGAAUUUUGUCGGAAAGAAUGGGAUUAUUUAUAUCCACAC
This is a messenger RNA of Tetranychus urticae (two-spotted spider mite), 777 nucleotides long. NCBI's taxonomy places the organism in Eukaryota, Metazoa, Arthropoda, Arachnida, Trombidiformes, Tetranychidae. The record is from RefSeq and is a predicted model, not a curated record.